Mesorhabditis belari is the source of this 1860-nucleotide messenger RNA. The record is from the annotation of a GenBank genome assembly. NCBI's taxonomy places the organism in Eukaryota, Metazoa, Nematoda, Chromadorea, Rhabditida, Rhabditidae.
AUGAUUGCCUAUUUCUUGCUCUUUUUAUUAAUUCGAAACUGUGAAGGGCAGCGUGGGGGUCCGGGUGGAGGUGGAGGAGGACCACAGAAUGCAGGCCAACAACAAAGAGGCGGUGGAAUGCCGAGUCCACAGCCUAACCCUGCUUCUCAACCAGCGAGCGCUAACCCAACAGCUUCUAACAAUGCUGAUACCUGUCCAAAUACUCGAAACGUGAUGUCGUAUGAUAGCUCAAAAUUAGCAGUGACUUUAAACGAUGCGAUGAAAGAUUUCCCGAAUCUUUUACAAGGAAACGGGCCAACGUUGACAGAGAUGCUAAAUGAAGCCGGAACAAUUUCACAAUCGUUAAACGAAUCUCAAACGGAUGACUCAAACCCGAUGAAUUGUAAUUCGGCUGAUUGCUCGGGUUGUUGGCUGAAUUUGGUUCGACAAUUCGCACAGCAAGGCGACUCUUGGUGGCAGAAUGUUUACAAAGAGCACGGUCCACAAACCUUUGGCUGUCCACUCGUUCAAUCGGUUCCUCAAACUCCACCAAAUCAAGCAAUGAUCUCGCAAGUCACUCGAACUUUUCCAACGUCAAAUCGAGGGAAACGACAAGCUACAACAACAAUGAAUUCAACUGUAAUCGGGACAACGGCAAAUGUACAAUGCUAUCAACGAGGCGAUGUGCUGCCAAGUGGAGGGAAUUGGUGUGGAUUGUGUAGUAUGUGUUGGAGAUUCCGUCAACUACCGAGCAAUUAUUUUCCAAGAUUCAUCAAUGAGAUCGGUUGCGUAGACACGGAUAAUUUGUGCUUAUCAAGUUUUGGCACUUGUCGUCCAGUCACACAACCCGUCGAAGUGAUGAUGCAAACCUCUUCUGGCUGGCAACAGCUUUCCGUGCAAACACUCGCUAAAAUGCCGCCAAAAAGUCAACAAUCACAAAAAGUCAACAAUAAGUCAACAAACGACACAACACAGCAAGACCCCACCCCGAAGGAGAAGCUCUCUACAGCUAUAGACGAGCUCAAAAAUUACCUGAAAGAAUUGAAGAAAUCCAUGGAAGAAGAGGGCGUUCAAAUACCGGAAUACUUUACUGACCACCGACUCAAUGCCGAGCUGGAUGUUUUGUUUCUGAUCGAGACACGAAUUGUAAGCGACGCUUCAUAUGCGGCUUUGCGUGAUGCUGAAGAGAAUGAUCUCCGAAGCGUUGCUCGUCAAAUUCACUCAUCCUACCAAGAGUUUAUUUAUCCUGCUCGAUCCAAUAAAAGUGGCGGAUUGAUGCAAUUUUUUUUUAACAAACCGCAAAAGGAUCUUUGUGCUCGAGUGCUCGACGUGCUCGACGUGCUCGACGCUGAAAGUGAGAGCGACACUGAAGCAAAAGAUGAAGAAGUUCAACAAACGCCAGGAAAUAGCAAACCAAAAGGGAAAGAAAAACUCCCAGCUCACUACCAUGAAGCGUGUAGCAUCGAGCUGUUUGGAACUACUUACAUUUUGGGUUACCGAAACAACGUUUCUGGGCGUGUUGAAGGACUAAUCGAUGAUAUUACCAAUCUUCGUCCCGAAAAGGGCCCUUUUGUGAUCUUGGGUGAUUUCAAUACAACAAAUGUGAAAUGGAAUGAUGGAGAUUUUGAGUUUGAUUCUAAAGGCAAACCCUCAAGGACUUUUUUGGAAGAAAUUGGUCCCAAGGGAAAAAUUGGUUGCAAUAAACAAUACAUCAAAGUUGCUACAUCAGAACAAAACAACUCCUCGAGUGUAUUACCCGAGCUCAGUGCCUUAAACGUCAAAGACAAAGAAAUCUCUUCUGAAGGAAAGAUAAACCCUGGCGAUGCAAAGAAAAAGUCUGCUGCUGCGCCUCCAAAAAAACAAGUAAACAAAGGGAAGAAG